Messenger RNA from Brenthis ino (lesser marbled fritillary), 732 nucleotides. The record is from the annotation of a GenBank genome assembly. Lineage: Eukaryota; Metazoa; Arthropoda; Insecta; Lepidoptera; Nymphalidae.
AUGCCCGUGAUCAACACAAAAGCGAUGUGGUCGCGAAAGCAGUCUGUAUGCAGCGCGGUCAGCGGUGCGUCCAAAGGAGAUGAACAAGACGGUCACUUGCCUUCUGGAUUGCAAAUCUAUCCUUUUGCGAUAGCACUUAGGGUUAGAGUGUUACAGAUUGUCUGUGGUAUUGGUGGCUUAGUCGUUGGUGCAGUCGGCUGGCUUGAAGAACGACAGAAACCUGAACUAGGGUUAGGCGUUCCAACUGGAGCAUUCACUGUCUUAGCUGCUGCUACUUCUGUCUACUAUAGCAGAGGUUUUGGGGGUUGGGUAUCAGCUCGUUCGAGAACUACACGAAAUUGGGGUGCGCCUUGGAGGGUCCUUGGUCCUUCACCCUGUGCCGCUGUACCUUUGACCUUAUUGUGGACGAUUGCUAUCGCUGCUCAUAUAGCCAUGCUGGCAUUUUGUAUCAGAUCUUUGAUGAAUCUUGGGUGUAAUAGUAAAACAUGUAUAGGGGUGGCCGCGGCUCAGUUGUCAGUCUCCAUCUCUACGCUCGCCGCUGCUUUAUUCAUGCUUCAAUUAGACCUACGGUUUGAUCCUGCGCACUCACCGCCAAGGCCUUCCGAUGCGAAUAUUUGCACUGCUGUGUCAAUGGUACCUCUCACCUCAGUCGCAAUCAACAGCGGAAACAGUGCCGACGGAGGGCCAGAGGGGAGCCCUCUUAGCAAAGACAAAGACCCGGAACCCCCCACC